AUGUUUCGACUGCAGACAACCACGAUUGGCAUCACCUCUCGUGAUCUCAACGAUGCCGAACGCCGCAGCCGGUACAGAAAACAUCUCCUGAACCGCCGGCGAACUAACAGAAGGCGGGAUCAUCAUACCCUCUCUGAGCAAGAAGCAACUACAUUUGAAGACGCUCUCAACAGACGGGUAGCAACUCCAAUGCUGGAACCGAUUGCUGAACCAGGUACACGUGCCUCACCAAGUCGAUAUGCGACAGAAGGCGAGGAAGACACAGAUUUACCACCACUGUUGCUUGAAGACGAGACCGAUUAUUCUUACGACCCCACAUUGGAUCUGGAUGCUGAUCAUCGCUCCAACCCCUCGGCCAUAGAGCCAGAGCAGCAUAGAACGAGUCUCCGUUCACGAUCGGGCAGCAUUGCCAACAGAGGUAUCGCAAUUGGUCCUUUGCCUAUCCGCACACGGUUCGACAACACCGAUAACCGAGAAACUGAACAACACGAGGCUGAAUACCAACUCGCAUCUUAUGAUUCUGAAGAUGAGUCCACCGACAACCAUUCCCAACACUCUACAGAACUUGCAGACUUCUUUAGAGAUCCCGAGACGACGAACUCUGCAAUUGCCGAAGAGCUGGAUGAUACGUCUUCUUUGAGGCAUUUGCCAGUAUAUAGUGAUCGCUUACCCAGCCAAGAACAGCCGCAGACACCAAGACAACUACCGGAAGCUCGUCACCAAAGCCGAUUUGAUGGAGCCUACACGGCUCCAAGUCGAGGAAGACGACGGCUGAGAGAAGACUUAGACGACGCACCAGUCACAGUAAGAAGAACGCGCGGUGGGUAUAGCACGAGCCCAGUAGGGUUGAGAACUCCAGGAUUUCAGGGUUUGUAUGGGGGCAGUGAGAAUGCCGACGAUGCUUGA
Fusarium sp. VM40 is the source of this 906-nucleotide messenger RNA. Lineage: Eukaryota; Fungi; Ascomycota; Sordariomycetes; Hypocreales; Nectriaceae. The record is from the annotation of a GenBank genome assembly.